This is a messenger RNA of Prinia subflava (tawny-flanked prinia), 6624 nucleotides long. RefSeq lists its product as uncharacterized. The record is from RefSeq and is a predicted model, not a curated record. Bases 91 to 1398 code for a protein of 435 amino acids. NCBI's taxonomy places the organism in Eukaryota, Metazoa, Chordata, Aves, Passeriformes, Cisticolidae. The transcript has a single exon.
ACUGUUGCUGUGUGACACUUAGAGGCACGAUAAGUUAUUGGUUAGGGUUUUAGGUUGAUAGCCUGUGUGCUACACUGUGUGCUUGUCACAAUGGGUGAAAUGUUAAGCAUGAGGGUGUUGGUUUUAAUCAGUGUGGUAGUAAAAAUAAGAGCAGGGAUGUUUGACAUUGACACAAGGGAGAACAUGUGGGUUACUUGGGCCAAACAAACUAAACAGGAUUCCUUUUGUCUAUCUCUAGCGACGCCAUCCAAUCCUUUUAGAACCUGCUUGAUUGGAGUUCCACUGACCUCCAUGGCAGAGUUCAAGUCUUUAACUCCUGUCAGGAUUGACCCAAAAGGUGAUUUAGGGCCACAAGCUGCUGCCAUAGCGCGAAAUCUUCGAGCGGCUGGUCCAGAACCUCAGGAGCUUGAUCUUUUAGGUUCUGUGCCAGGAAACUAUUGUCUUGUCUUUGGGCGCUUUGCAGUGAAUUCUAGUCUAUUAAUCAUAGAUGAGCAGCAAUUGAAAGGCCACGCUACGUGGCUGUCCCCUCAUUCACUUUUGUAUUACAAUUACUCUGAGUAUUGUAAUAGUUGGGUCAGAUCUGUCACGCAAUUGACAACAGCUGCUAAGAGAUUGCCACCAGGAAUCUUUUUAGUUUGCGGAGAUAGAGCGUGGUCCACAGUACCUCAAAACAGUGUCGGAGGACCGUGUUAUUUUGGCAAACUAACUCUGUUCGCACCUAGCAUUCACCAGGUUCUAGGCUUGCCAAGGAAGGCUCAACGAGUCAAGCGCAGUAUGUCUCAGCUAGGUCCCAACUGCAAAGAUCACGUUACCCUAUGGCAGCCUCCAGCCGUGAUCUCAGCAUCCAUUUUUGCCCCAGGAGUUGCUUCAGCACAAGCCCUCACACAACUGAAACAUUUAGCCUGCUGGACAGGAAAACAGAUUAACAUAACGACGAAGUUGUUGAGUGAGCUUGCUGAAGAUGUUAGUGGCAUUCGCCAUUCAGUGCUCCAGAACCGAGCCGCGAUUGACUUCCUUCUUUUGGCUCAGGGGCAUGGAUGCGAAGAGUUUGAAGGCAUGUGCUGCAUGAAUUUAUCAGACCACUCACGGUCGAUACAUCAACAGUUAGCGCAGUUGAGGGACAACAUGAAACAUCUUGUAGUUGAGAACACUCCGUUUGACACUUGGCUGAAGUCUUGGAAUCUCACUGGGUGGAUUGUGGAUUUAAUUCGUUUUGGUAUAAUGAUCUUUAUUGCUGUCAUAGUAGUUUUGACAAUAGUGCCUUGCUUGAUACAAUGCAUGCGCAAAUUAGCUGACCGUGCCUUAACGUCAGUUUGGAUAGCCCAAAAAGAAAAAGGGGGAACUGUGGCCGAGUUUCUCAGGUAUCGUGGGCAUGAUAUGCUCACAGAUACCAUUUGAGCUAUUCCAGACUAGGCCAAACUAGGCCUCAGGCCUGGGCCUAGUAGGCCGCGGAACGUUCCGAGUACGUAGUAGCAGAUAAUCUUAUCUCCUACUAGGUAUGUGUUAAGGUAUGGCCACUCGCAGCAUGGAGGUAAUGGCACUAGAUCUCCGUAGCCACCUUAAUCCUAGAUUGCUUACAUACUUCUGUAUGCUCACUGCCUAUCACAAUGCACCUGCUACUGUAAACUAUCUGCUCUGUACUUAACCGGCCAUCUCGCGGAAUAAAGCGGAGUUCGUGCUGGAAACCAUACUGGUUUGGUCUCACGUUACUCUAGUCCCCAGUCUUUCCAGGGUUCAACAACACAUGACACUGAGCUAAAACUCAAAGGUUGCAUCCAUUUCUCCUAUCACACAGGAGGAAGGAAGCAAAAAGGCUUGUGCAUCAGUUCUGUCAUUUCCACUGCAGGAUAUGUGUCCAUUAUGUCCAGUAUUAGCUCAAGAUAUCCUCUGUACAGCCCAUGUGCAUGUCUUCCUCCACAACACUACCUCCAGUUAUUAGCCAAAUUCCCUUACGUUUAGCUAAGCCGUUACCUCCCUGUUCCCCAGAAGCACUCUCACACACACUGCCUACUAAGCUAGAGGCAAUUUUUUGGCCAAUGUGCACAAAACUCAGCCAGCCACCCACCACAGGUAUACACAAAUGACUAAACGACUAAACGACUAAAAACAUUCUGGCUUCUUUUCUUCAGUAAAUACACUAUCAGAAAUUUCUAUGAAUGUUCUUGUGUUCCAACUUCCAUUUUAUAAAUUCGAGACAUAAGUAAUCAUUUUUUCUGACUUACAGUCUGUGUCAUUUUUCACCACAGUUCUGCAUGUGACUCCACUAAUCCACAUUACAACUUCAGAACAGUAUUUAAAUGAAAGACAAUUAUGUAUUUGUUAAUUUUUCAACACUGUCUUCAGAGAAGAAAUCAAAUUUAAAAUACUACAUUGUACAUAACUUGCUUGUAUCUUAGAAUCAUAAAAUAACUCAGGCUGUAGGGGACCUCUGCACAUCCUCAAUUGUCCAACUUACACUUCAGUGUGCUCUCUAACUUCAAUGUCAAGAAAGCUGCUGCACAGUGUUCUGUUGAGUCAUAUUUCAAAAGUCAUCUCUAGGUGCUUGACCAGUGGAAAAAAAUCCUUCUUUUAUGUCCAGCUGGAAUUCUUUUUGUUGCCAUGGAAAUGUUAGCUGCCUCUUGUCAUUUUGCUGUGUGUGUUGGUGAAAAUCUGGUUUCAUCUUCUCCAUAUGCCUCCAUGUAGAGGACAGUAAUUAGAUUCUCCUCCUGCUCACUUUCCCCAGUUCUUCACCAGAGUAAACAAAACUGUUAUAAAUGCCAAUCAGAUAUUCCAAUUUUUAAUAAUAAUUUGGUUUAUUAAUAACAAAUCAAAUCACAGAAUUUCGAUAAACCCUCAACAGCGGAGAAACUUGACAGAUUUUUCCCGGGAAAUGUCAAGGGUGAACCGUGAGAUACAGGGUCUGGCAGCCUGCUAUCUCCCCCAACGGUUCACAAAUUAGCCCCGUUUCGGGGCUUGGUUUCUAUACACUUUAUUCUGCCCUCGGCAAUAUUUCCCCAUAUUUCCCAUUGUUUCGCUGCUAACUAAACAAAUUCAGGAGUCUCCCCGACCAAGCAGAAAAGAGUUCUUUUCUCAGUUCAAAUGUUAAUGUCCAAUUUCUAUAGGUCCUUAUAGUUGAUAAGUGGUCCGAGAUAUCGAAGAUAUGGCUUGAUGGUCUGUGAAGGUGGCACCCAAGGUGUGAGUUGCUGGUGCCAGCUUAUCUCCGGAGGUCCCCUCCCUGGUGCUUGGGCAGCUGCGGGCUUUCCCAGAAAACUCCUUUGUUCUUUUCUGAAUGGGGGCGCCGGCUGUCUCAGGGCUGUCAGUUUUGCCGUCUGCUGCAGAAUCUCUUAAAACAUAAACUUUUACCUGAUAUCACUUUAUACAAUUUUAUAAAUUUCUAAUUUCUCAUAAGAACAUGAAUUAACCAUCUACGUUUAUAACAAAAACCAUAUGUCUCUGCCUAUUCCUAGAAUAUGUUCUAGCCUAUACCAUCUUCUCUGGACUCUUUAUGUUUUAUGACCUCCCUUUUACCUGGGGAACCCCAAAGUGAAAUACAGUACUGCCUCAUAAAUGUUGAGUAGAGGGAAAUCACUUCUUCUGUCAAUCUACUCUCAUUAAUAAAGCCCAACUUGCACUGCAGUCGUGUUCAGUUCAUUACCCACUAAAAGCCCAGAUUUUGUGCAGAGCUGAUAAAUAACCUGUCAGAUCCUGCACCUGCUGCAGGGGUUCAUUCUACCCAAGGUACCACUUUGCAUUUGUCUUCGCUCAACUCAAUUACAUCUGCCAGCUUCUCAAGCUUGGUUAAGUUCCUAACAGUAAGCCAUGUCCAGUUUGUUCUUUGCCAUACAUUUGUAAACACAAAACUCCUUGUAAUUUAGAAAUUAUCUUGUUGCUUUGGGGUUGGAAUAGGAAAGGUAAUGCAAGUUUACCCAGAGUACAUUUAUUGAGAAUAACUUGCUCUCUUGACUCACCUUUUAAAAGAUAUCUGUAGAAUCAUAUGAUAAUAUAAAAAAACAGUUAUAACUUAAGGUGAUGGCCAUGAAUAUAAGUUGAUGGGUCCACUUUAGACACCUAGUGAGCAUGCUGAGGAAGUUAUGUAAUUUUAGUAAAUGGCAGUGUUCUUGUUCCACAAUUUUCUGGCUGCGUGUGCAGAAAAAACAGUUCUUAAGAUCAGCAAGAAUAAAGAUACCAGAGUCUAUGGAUUCUCCAUAUGAGCAGGUUCUAUAUACAACACGUGCUGUACAGAAAGAGUCAUUUCAGCUGAAUAGAAACUAGACAACACAAGUUCUUGUUCAAAGGUCUAUAUUGCCUAACUUUCUAUAUGCUACCAAUAGCUUUACAGAAAGGAGGUUGAUAAAAGUAUUUCAGACAGUGACAGCUCUGGUAAAAAUGAUGUAAAGCCUUUAUUUACAAGUAAAUCAUUAUGAGAGCUUUUAAAAUGUAAGACUGAUGAGUUAACCAUCUCCACAAUUAAAAUCAGAUGGCUAAAGUAAGUCUGCUAAUUUAGACCAGUUAGUGGCAGCAUAGUUUGCCUGAGAACAGCUCAGAAAGCUUCAAUCUGCUAGGUAAGAAGGAGACAACAGAGCGCUGCUGAACUGGAAAACACUGGGCAAGCUAAAAAUUAUAUUGUGCCUGUAUUUAUGUGAGCAUACAUACUAAAAAAAGAUAAAGUUAUUUUAAAAAAUCACAGAAAUACAUUAGAGACAAAAUACUAAAAUUACUGUAAUUGUGAUUACUGUAUUCUAAUACUGCAUCUUGGCAUAACAAAAUGAUAGUACCAAAGCUAACAUUCAAAACAUAAAAUAAAUUUGGUUUUUAUUGCCAAAGGGGUGCUUAAAGGCACAAUAUGCAGUUAAAUAAACACAAAGAAGCAACAGAAUGGAAAUCUAAAUGCAGACAAGGAACACUCAAACCAGGUAUUUCAAAACAGCAGACCCAUUAUAAAUACACCAGAAUUUCUUUCUCCCCUGUGCUAACUAGUGAUACUCAGUUCCCAAAAUGCUUGCAAACCCAUUCCAAGUUUCAGAACAAGCUAUCAGGAAUAUAGGAUGUUAGUGUUGAAAGUUAAUGUCUUAAUGAGUCCACCAAUGACAUAUGAAUGACAAGAGGCUAAUUGAUGACAUGGGGUGCCAACUGAAAAGGUGCCUCCGAAAGUGAAUUAGUUGCAUAAGUAACUGAUGAGACUUGUUAGAUGUCUCUGCUAUAUCUGUGCUGCUGAGCAUGCUGCAAGACAGCUAUUUUUAAAUGUGACAUGUGAUGUACCAGAAACAUUACAGCCACUGAAGCAUGAAGCUGUAUGUAACCAGUUCACCACACUGCAAAGCUGCAGUACUAUAUGUGUAAUUAUCUUUCCAAAAUACUUAGACAAAAUUCAAAUGGUGAGUGAAGUCCUGUAGGUUUUUAAAGUGUCUCACUACAGGUUUUUCCUGAAUUCACCUCACUGUACUAUUCGCUUUCAAAUGAAGCUCAAAGUUCUGUGACAGUAUUGCAUACCACUGUUUCAAUUAAUGGAUUUGUAACUUCAAUUGUUUGAUUCUGUUGCUCAGGAAGACCUAAUUUUAAUACAUUAUCUGUCCUAAAUUGCACCGUAGGUGCAUUUCACUCACUUAUUACUCACUGAACAAUCAUUUACAAAAGGAAUUGAUUAAAUUAGGUCUUGUACAAAUGUUUAAGUCAGGAAGUUUGAGCAAUGCCACAAAAUCUUUCAGAUUUGAUUGAUAAACUGUCUUUUAAUUCAAUAAUGUCAUGAAUCAAUACUGAGGUGGGUAAUAAGUGUUAAUGAAAAAAGUAAGUGCAAGAUAGCAUUGUAGGACAUGAAAUCUGUCUGAUGCUGACAUAGUAACUACACAAAACCUUGACAAAUGAAAAUCUAGCCAUUUUUCAGAGGAAGGAAGAUUUUAAUUUUUUUUAAACUCAUAUGUCAGGAAAAGGUUACUUUGUGAUGGCCUUUUUAAAAAAUUCAUUAUUACAUAAGUUACUGAAAUUUAUCUCCCACUGACAAAACAUUAGCGCUAUAAAGGAAGCAUUAGGAACAAACUUGCUGACUUUGUGUUAAUGAUACUUUUAGAAUAGCUAGGAAUAUAAAGAAAGCAUGACAUUUGCAACAGCAACAUGCAACAGCAGGGCAUGUAGAAAAUUUAGGUUGGUAUUAAACAAUAAGAAUUUUUGGCAAUAGGCUCCAUGGCCAAGACUGAUGACUAAUGUCAGUAGCAUUGGGACUUCAUGUACAACUGAGAAAGCUUCUGCAUACCGUUUGAAUAGGAUGGCUAUUCCUUAACUUAGUCUUAAAUAAAAUAAAAUAAAAUAAAAUAAAAUCACAUAAAAUCAUGUGAUUUCAUUCAUACAAAGGUAUGCAAACUAUCUGCUUUGAAAUUUUUUAACAGGGAAAACUGAACAAAUAAGUUUACUUGAAAAAAUAGUACAGAAAUACCUCUACAAAAGUCACAGAAAACAUAGGAGGGUCUCACAGUUGACUUCCACUCCAAAUAUACCCCUUGCUAUAUUGUUUAGUCAGUUAAUAGUGUUAGUUAUACUAGUAACUAUGAAUAGAUGUAGCUAUCUUCACUGUGCCCUUUGAUAUCAGUAAUAAAUCAAUAAACUACAAUAUGGAUAGCAGAUGGAAGUUUACAAAGCAAUAAUUUGGUAAUU